Molecule: messenger RNA, 573 nt
Organism: Pipistrellus nathusii (Nathusius's pipistrelle)
Lineage: Eukaryota; Metazoa; Chordata; Mammalia; Chiroptera; Vespertilionidae
Source: the annotation of a GenBank genome assembly
AUGAGUCAUUCCCACCAUAUGAUGACCAACUCUGUGGACCACACCAGUACAAUGCCACCUUCUCACCAUCACCCGACCACUGAGGCCUCCCACCACCACGGAGGGGGAGACGGCAACAUGAUGAUGAUGCACAUGACCUUCUACUUUGGCUAUAAGAAUGUGGAACUAUUGUUUUAUGGCUUGGUGAUCAAUACAGCUGGAGAAAUGGCUGGAGCUUUUGUGGGAGUGUUUUUAUUAGCAAUGUUCUAUGAAGGACUCAAGAUAGCCCGGGAGGGCCUGCUACGCAAGUCACAAGUCAGCAUUCGCUACAAUUCCAUGCCUGUUCCAGGACCAAAUGGUACCAUUCUUAUGGAAACACACAAAACCGUUGGGCAGCAGAUGCUGAGCUUUCCUCACCUCCUGCAAACAGUGCUGCAUAUCAUCCAGGUGGUCAUCAGCUACUUCCUCAUGCUCAUCUUCAUGACCUACAAUGGGUACCUCUGCAUUGCUGUAGCAGCAGGGGCCGGCACAGGGUACUUUCUUUUCAGCUGGAAGAAGGCGGUGGUAGUGGACAUCACAGAGCAUUGCCAUUAA